CUGCCUUCUUAUUCUGAAUUUCGAGCCCGAGGCGGGUCAACCUUCUUCGAGGCUGCAAGUUCUUGUCAAAAAGCGUCAAGAGCCGUGGACCCUCUCCUCCGGAAUGGUUGUUGAGCCCCAUGAAGCUGGUGCCAAAGAGCCACAGUCUUCGACUGCCUUCCUGAAGAUGUUUGACAGGCCUCAUGCCUCCCAGCUUCGAAAAGAUAAUGGGGUCGAACCUUGAACGAACGACAUUGAUGAUUCUUGUUUCGAGUUUACCAGAAGCGGCAGAGCUGCUGGGAUGUAUGAGACCGAUAAAACCGCCUACACUGCACUACGUGACUACCAAGAAAAGAUUGUUCCUCAAAUUCUCGCAGCGGUCAAUCUGGAUAUCACGCCUCCCGAAGUGGAAGGCCACGUCAAGCCGAGUGCCCUUUACCAAAUCAAGAGAAUCUUGCUCGAAUACCUUGAGGGAUUCGGCCUAGCAACACUAGAAAAACGCGCCCCUCAGUCGUCGUGGCAAGAUAUAGUUGAUCAGGCUGUAAAUAUCGUCCACGUCCUCAGCGACAACCGCAUCCUAAACGCCGACGUACGACCUGACAACUUCGUCAUUGUGCCCUGCGGAGAGAAGAGAUAUCGAGUCUUCAUUUUUGAUUUGGCACAGUGUAGGCUAGGCAGAGAAGAUGAGUCGGACAUGGAUUGCGGCCGCGCGAAAUGGACACAAGAUGAGGAAGGGGCUAUUGGGUUUGUCAUGAAGCGUAGGCUGGGGAAGCUUGGGUUCGAACUCGUCGUCAACCAUUCACAGAGAUAUCUUGAGUUCGCUGAGCGGGAAGAGUGAAUGGCAUUCUGGAUCCUACGGGAUCAUGGAAGCAGACUCUGGUCCGACUCGCUUUCUAUUUUGUCC
Molecule: messenger RNA, 883 nt
Organism: Phialemonium atrogriseum
Lineage: Eukaryota; Fungi; Ascomycota; Sordariomycetes; Cephalothecales; Cephalothecaceae
Exons: 1
Coding region: 281-817 (178 amino acids)
Source: RefSeq, a predicted model, not a curated record